UGAGAUAUGAAUUACACAUGUGCAUUUUUGUCCUACAGUGCUUGACAUCUUUAAAAUGGAACAAACUAAAGGUUUAAACAUGGUCCUUCUGGGGAAAACAGGAGCUGGGAAGAGUGCAUCAGGAAACACAAUCCUGGGACGACAAGCUUUCGUCUCAACGAAAAGGUCCAGAUCUGUCACUCGAGAUGUUGCUGUUGAAUCUGGAUCAGUCGGUAUCUUUCCAGUCACUGUUUAUGACACACCAGGAUUAUUUGACACAGAGCUGAGUGAUCAUGAGAUUCAGAAGAAAUAUGAAGAGGUUCUUCAGAGAUGUGAAUCAGAUCCCUGUGUGUUUCUGCUGGUCAUCAAAGCUGAUAGAUUCACUGAAGAAGAGAGAGAAACUGUGGAGAAGAUCGAGAAACUGCUGGGAGAAGAGCGUCUGAAGAAAACCUGGAUUCUCUUCACCAGAGGAGACGAACUGGAGGAGGACAACAUGACAAUAGAAGAAUUCAUCAAUGAAACUGAAGAGCUAAAGAACCUCGUUCAGAAACAUGAUCAGAGAUACCACGUGUUCAACAACAAGACAAAGGAACGAGCUGGACAAGUUCAAGAGUUUCUUAUAAAAAUAUUUAAGACACACAUGAACCGUUUGGAAGAAGUCCUAGAGACAUUGAAGCAGAAUCCGCUAAUGAGGAAAACACCUAAAGGCACUGAACCAGACGCUCCUGCUGACUGUCUCUCAUCCCGACGGCUUGUUCUUCUGGGUAAAAGUGGAGUUGGGAAGAGUGCAGCUGGAAACACAAUCCUGGGACAGAGAGAGUUUAACUCUGUGAUGAGUAUGAGUUCAGUAAAGUGUGUAUGUUCAGAGGAACAUGCCACUGUUUCAGGCAGAUCUGUGUCUUUAGUUGAUACUCCUCCAUUCUUUGACACACAGAUGAGACCUGAAGAGUUAAUGAUGGAGAUAGCCAGAAGUGUGUAUUUAUCCAGUCCUGGACCUCACGCUUUUCUCAUUGUGUUGAGAGUAAUAGACCGAUUCACUGAACAGGAGCAGCAGAUUCCUCAGAUGAUUGAGAUGAUGUUUGGUCAGGGAGUGUUAAAAUACUCCUUCAUUCUCUUCACUCAUGGAGAUCUGCUGGAAGAUGAGCCCAUAGAGAAACUCAUUGUGGAGAACAGGAGAUUAAGAGAUCUAGUUCAGCAGUGUGGAGGCAGAUAUCACGUCUUCAACAAUAAAGAUCUGAACAACAGAGAGCAGGUGAAUGAUCUCCUGCAGAAGAUUGACUCAAUGAUAGAGCAGAAUGGAGGAGGACACUACAGUAAUCAGAUGUACGAUAUAACCCUUACCCCUUUUUGGACUUAA
This is a messenger RNA of Carassius carassius (crucian carp), 1336 nucleotides long. Its product is annotated as GTPase IMAP family member 8-like. The record is from RefSeq and is a predicted model, not a curated record. The transcript has 2 exons. Bases 56 to 1336 code for a protein of 426 amino acids. NCBI's taxonomy places the organism in Eukaryota, Metazoa, Chordata, Actinopteri, Cypriniformes, Cyprinidae. Gene Ontology annotation, molecular function: GTP binding.